GAAUCACAAUCUUGAAUACGAACAAAGAAGCACUUCGCUUUCUUCGAUCAAUCAUCAACUUCUCGCAAAGAUCCAGCUGAGAAACGGAGAAAUCAAAGAAAAGCAAGGUAAAUUCCCAAGAACUUCGGUAAGAGCAGUGCUUCCAGAUCGACUUUUUCUGCCAAUAUAACGUUUUGGAUCUUAUUCGUGUCUAAACGUAACUGUCAUUGUUGGCUUAGCUUCGGUUUCAUACACGGGCUCUAGCUUGUUUACUGGAUCGCUUUUGAGCAUAAUAAUACACUUGACUUCAACACAUGUAAACUUUUCAGGAAAAGGUGUUACAAUCUCAUGACUGUCCGGUGAUUCUGUCCGGUGAUUCUGGGAUGUUUAUGCUACACUCGGCAUAAUUUCCGGGCCCGCGUGAGUUCAAUCGGCAACUCGGAAUCAAAAGAACAGCUUUUAUUACAUGCAUGUCUUCCAGCGCCGAAUAUGCAAAUUUUUCACGUCGAUAUAGAGCUACUCCGCUCAUAACUCGCAUCUGUUUCGUGUAUAGCUUAUUGAAAUGACUCUUGAUUUUUCUUAGCUCUUUGAGGUUCAUCUGACUUUAUGGCAGACCCUAGGUCUAGCCUCAUGACCAAGGCAGUCUGCGGUAUCUCUCCGAAGACACCCAACCAGACAGUGUUUUCAGAGACAGGAAACCUGCCGUUACAGAUCACUCCGCUAGAAUCAAUAGAAACUGAAAGAGAUCCUGAAACUCCGCAUAAAGUAAGAAUAAUUAGAAUAUGUUAAACUUCAUAAAUAAUGAGUUUAAUGAGCGUGGCGGAUGUUUAUGUACAUGCAUGACUCUUCGAACCGUUGCUGCGGAGGUAAAAAAAUAUAUGUAUAUAUUGUUGAAAAUUUGGGACCACUGCAUCUAUCUUUUGUUUGUACGCUAGGAGCAUCUGGUUUAACUUCAUCCCUUAUUUAAACUUUCGUUUAUUUCUUCUUUUAACAUCAUCCUCAAAUAGUAGGUUGAGUCAGAGGUGGAAAUACAAAAAAAAACGAAAUAAUAAUAAUAAUAAUAAUAAUAAUAAUAAUAAUAAUAAUAAUAAUAAUAAUAAUAAUAAUAAUAAUAAUAAUAAUAAUAAUAAUGAUAUACUACUACUACUACUACUACUACUACUACUACUACUACUACUACUACUAAUAAAUAUCCACUACUAGCACUAGCUACUGACACUAAAGUGAAUUCAUUGUAAUACCAAAACAGUGAGUUAAUUGAGCUCAAAAAUGAUAUUGCUGCGAACCAUAACAAUUUUGUGUGCAAAUGACUGAAGUUACUGCUGCCAUGCUGUCUUGCCAACAAAUAAAACUUUUUGAAGGCAUUUUUUUAGAUCUUGUGGAGACAUUAAUUUGUUCAAAAAGAUUUGCAAAAUUAAUAUUAUUCCUGUAUUUGUAACCAUUCUGUACAAAAACCCAUUUAACUUUGUUUUCAGCUGAUUUAUCCACGUGUCAGCUAAAUAAAGUAACGCAAGACAAAAUUUGCAUUUGUAAGCAAAAAAACUUUCUCAGCGGUUUCACCAAUAAGUUCAGGUUUGCGGUUUCUGUUAAACAGACAAAGCUUUACCUGUAAAAACUUCCAAACCAAAUUUUGUUGCUUUCUUUGUGUUUUUUUCGGAUACAGCUUCUUAGAUUAUUUGUCAAAUUUCUUCGUUUGUUUUGGCAACAAACCAGAAAGAUAUGGCCAAUUUCUAUUCUUCUUCAAACACGUUUUGCAACCAAGGGUUGCUGAGAUUCUUAUGUAGUAAAUAAUAAUAAUUUAUCCCCCAAAAAUUGUAUGAACGAAAUUACCGCAGAUUAUGGUUAAGGUUGAAAAAAUUGGCAUGCAUGCAGUUAGUUGCAACUUUUUCGAACAGAGGUUCAGUAUCAUUUACUGCACUUGUUUCUUUCAGGAUCCUACCUUGAAAAAGAAAUCAGGAAAACUUGUAUCAAAACGAAAGCUUUUUCUUCAGAAUGGUCAGAGUCUACAGAUAAACAAAGGUAUUCCAUGAUUCAUUGUCAUGCACGCAUGUAUGUAAAAUGUAAGAUCCAGCUGUAUACAGGGUUUGCACGCACCUUGAAAGUCCUUGACAAUGGCAGUUGUUGCUGGAAAAUCUCGGUGCUAACUUUAUCCAACCCAAAGGAAAAGGAGCAAGACCUUCAGGAUAAAAUUGCUCAUGCUGUGGAUUGAACUAAAAAAGACUUGGGCUCUUUUUUGCACUGAAUGGAGUCCUUCAAAAAUGGGAAAUGUGCCCUUGAAAAUCAUUGCAAAGUCCUUGAAUUUUUGUUUAGAAUAGGGUACAAACCCCAUGUAUGCUCAGUCAUUUAGGAGCUAUUGAGCAAGGCAGUAGGGGAGGGGGUAGGUGAUUUGUUGAACUUGCACUGUACACUGUACACUGUCAGAAGUAUAUUGUCAGUGAGGCAGUGAAAGCAUUGGUUUGAAAUUCUAAAACUGAUCUUUGUUUGAUAUCAAUUUUAGAGAUUUCAGACUGGUCAAAGUUGGCCAUUUUCAAGGGAGUUAGCAAAUUGGUACCAUCAGCGUGGAUUUUGUUAUUGAGCUAGUGAAUUCAGCCUCUAACUUUCCCAACAGGCAGGCGGUGUAAUUUAAGGAAUUAAAAUUACACAUGUACAGUUCGAGAACUGUAAUCAAUACUGCUCAUCCAAAAAAAAUUGUUGGGGCUAUUUUAAGUGACUCUUGGGCUAGCACAUGCUACAACUGGCAACAAAAUUGUUGAAACAUUGCAGUCAAAUAGGUUAACUUAAGAGAACAAAACAAUCCACACCCUUUCUAUCUCCCGUUCUUUCAAAGCUGGGGUGUUUGUUGUUUUCUACAAGUAGCUCGAACAGCGGCACAACAUUGCAUGGAGGAACGGGAUAGGGAAAACUUUAUUUUCUCCUUUUAGAUUCAGUAAAACAUCAGAAAAGCCCUUUAAGGCAAAGUGUCUCAACUAAUCUUGUCGCUGAUUGUAGCUAAAGCUUGAUCAAAUGGCAAGCUGUAAAACUGACCAUUUUUUUUUUCACAUUGACCAAGACUGGUAUACGGAACUUGAAAAAAUAUCUGUCCUGUUGCCCAACUAGUUUUUCCAGCAAUACAAAUACAUGUUACUUGGCCAAUCAAUGAGGUCAAGGCAAGUUGUCUUCUAACUUCUUCCAAAAAAAUGUUUAAAUUUUUUUUUGUAUAAUACCAUAGGCUAUGUGAUUUGAAGAUCUCUGAAGUGGAGAUCCUAAGUUGAAGUUCAAUGGAGGAACCUUACCUUUUGUUUUUAUUUUUUUUUAUGUUGGUUGGUUUGUUUGCACCGUUUCUUUUUUAUUGUGCCCCCCCCUCCCCACCCCAACCUCUCCUACACCUUUUUCUUUCACAUUCCAGAAAGACUAUAUGUACAUUCAAUACCACCCCUCCCCACUUAAAUGUAAGAUCUUGCUAAGCGUGCCCCCCCCAAUAAUAAUAAAAAAUUCAUGAAGAACUGAAGAUGCAGCAAAAAAAGUAGAAGAAGGCAGAAUAUAAGGAAUUCAAUAACAGAACUUCAAAGUCCUUUUAUAAUUAGAGCAAACAGGAGUUUGAGAGCAACCACAAACUGAAUUGAGUUUUUCCUGACAGAUAUGUUCUAGUUUUAUUACUUUACUAUUACUUUAUCCUUCCAAGUGGAGCAUUUGGAACAUGUACCAUACUUUAGUGAUCAAAUUCAUGUGCAGCAACUUGAUCAAAAUAAGGCACAAUGGGCCAUUUGCACGAUGACGUCUCUUUACUACUAAGAAUUAAUUCGUUUUUCCUGUCAUCUUUAAAUUUGGUAGUCCCAGUGACAGGAGUGUAAGUAAGAAAAGCGUUAAUUUGCACAAGAAAAUAAUACCCUGGAGGAUUCUGGUUGUAGUAGUUAAAUGACGCCAUCCUUCAAAUGGCCUAUAUCUAUUCUGCACAUUCUUAUUCACAUUCCUGUUUGACCACACAAUGAUUCCCCUGGCCUCAGUCAAAACAGUGGUUAGAGUGUCUCAACUGCAGUCUGGUUUUUCCUUUUUUUUCUUCCAGACCCUUCCCUGUAACACCCUCAAAUUAACUUGAAAAAAAAAAAAAUUCCCAUAAGGGCUUUGUAUAGUAUUUAUGGCAAUAUCCCUGGUAAGCAGCUACCCCUUCCAUAGUGAAACACUCAUGGUUAAGGGGAGGGAAAUGAAGUACGGAUAACAAGCAAAUCCCAAAUGUGCCCAUGUGAUAUCAAGAAGCUAUAGCAAAGUUGCCUGCAAAGUGGGUGAGUGGGAUACAUUAAACUUAACUCUCUCUGAUAUUGGACACCAUCCAUGUUAGGGAGGUGUAUUUUUGAUAAAGAGUUAUGUUAUAGUUGUAAAAAGGCCAAAAAUGGUAGGGAAGGUACUAAACAGGGUGUACAUCUUUCCCAUAAAGGUACUGUACAUGCUAAAAAAGAGUUGAUUAUACUGACGGAUAAAGGGUCGUCAGUCUAGAACAGCAUCACACUCACUGUGUACUGUUUUACUGUUUCUUUACAGCUAAGAAGUACAAUGCAUCCAAGACUGCAAAUGUACAACCUCAAGGAGAACCAGGCUCCAAAGCCAACUAUCCUCUCACAGAACGUCAGCAAUUACAAUAUCUCCUUGAAGUAACAGCCAAAGAGGUGAGGCAAGAUUUUGAAUCCAGCAACUGUGAUGAUUUGCCUAGUAAUAGCAGCAAAACAAAGAAGAGAAACAUUGCCAAGGAUAAUCAGAUUGAGGCUCGCAUCAGGAAGAGGAAUGAGCGUGGCGAGACAUCAUUGCAUGUUGCUGCCAUAAAAGGUGACUUGGAGGAUGUAGUAGCCCUGAUUAAAGCUGGUGCUGCUGUCAAUGCGAAAGACAAUGCUGGUAAGAAAAAAAAAUACAGAAGAUUUUUGCUAACCUUGUCUCUCUCUUCUCUCCUACUCAUCCCCUGGAGCAAGAAAGGGUAUGGGUAGGGGACGUAGGGCUUGAAAAAAAAUCUUGAAUUCCUCCUUGCCCUUUGGGCAAGCAGCUCUAACAUUUUGCAUGCCCAGGCCUACUUCUUGCCCACCUAAGGGUGCAUUCCUUUGGGAUGAUCUGUAUCAGGAUCAGUGAUCUGUGAUCGACCGGAUCGUGAUAGAUCAAAAGAACCGAUGAAUCCUUGUCCAGAGUGGAUUCAUCGGUUCAUUUAAUCUACCAUGGUCAAAGUGAUCUCGGAUCCCUGUUCUUGAUCCGGAUCAUCUCAAAGGAAUACACCCUAAGUUAAUGAUUUUAUUAGAGGAUGGCUUGCCUGUAUUCUGCCCAUUGAGCAAGUAAGCUUUAAAAGUUGCUUGCCCAGUAAGAAAAUACACUUGUUGUAGACUACCGGAUGGGCCUUUUUUUCGAGCCAUGGUGAGAGGACCUUGGGAAUUAGGGUGGAUUUCUCCAUGAAAACACGGUUCAUACAGUCGUGAAAAGUCCUUGAAUUUUCUUUAACUUUAAAUGUACAGUGUAGUGGCCCGGAAAAUGUUUUUUUAAUGCUUUGUGGUUGUUCAAGACAGAAUACAUUGUAUAAAUCAAAGCUCAAAGAAGUUAAUGGCGAUACACAUAAAGUGUUUCUUUUUGGUUUUUGCAGGAAUUAUAAUUUUAACUAUAAAUUUAAGACAAAUGAACUGAAAAGUGUAGAGAAGUUGGUGGAGCAAACAAUUCAAGCCUUAAAGUCCUGUUAGAAGGGGCUGGGAAUGUGCAUUUUUGUGCAAUCUAUGAAAUUAUAUUCCUGGUCGGUAGUCCUUGAAAAUCUAAUGUGAUCCUUGAAAAGACAAAAUGACUGGCAAUUGUUUGGGGGUGAUAUAGUUUUCUUUUUGAGAACACACUAAGAAUGAAAGUAGUUUUUGUUUUGACCAUUUCCAAUUUUGCUCAAGCCUCUGAGCAACAUUAAAUUUUCCUUGAAUGUCAUGAGUUGGUUAUGCAAAAAACAAUAAUAAUAAAUUAAAUAGACAAUAAUAAUAAUAAUAAAUGGUACGAACACGAACCAGAGACCGUGACACACAAUAAAGAUAACAACAUCACCAUCAUGUGGGACAUGCCAGUCAAUACUGAUAGAACUAUAACAGCGAACAGACCAGAUAUCAUUGUUAAAGAUUCAGUGAAUUCCACCUGCAAACUUAUUGAUAUGACUGUUCCAUCAGAUAGAAACAUCGCACUGAAGGAAACUGAAAAAAAAUGCAAGUACAAAGACCAGAAAACAUCAAGAAAGUAUCAGAGAGAGCUACUAUGACAGAGAUUCAAAAGAUCUGCAUGCUGGGAUCUGCACGAAUCCUUAGAAAGGUGCUCAGUGUAUGAACAGAAUGAUUGACUUGAGUGACUGACGUUCUAGGUGCAUGGUUUGCGCCCGGCUGAUGCACAAAAAGAACACCAGCAAAGACUGUGAUAAUAGAGACCAUAAUAAUAAUAAUAAUAACAAUAUCAACAACAAGCAAUAAGCAGUUUGCCAAAUUAUUGAAGUAGCUGUACAACGGGAUGCCUAUUGUUAUCAGGGCACUUAGUAGUUCAAUUAUCUUAUGAUACAAUGUAUUUGUUGUUAACAUAUACUUUAGAGGACUUCCUGAAAGCCAUCUUUAGAUAUGGUGGCCUCCUUCUAAAAGAUUUAUUUUACUUUUAUUGUUAAUCAUUAUCAUUUUUUAAAUUAUUUUGCUUAUUCAGACACUUUGGUGCUUCGGACACUUCGUCGUUGCUGUAUAGUAACUUAAUUCCACCAUUAUUACUCAGCCUACAAAGAAAGUAGUGUCCAAUAGCCCGGGGCUAGUGAAUUUUGCUAUCGGGCUAGUGAAUUCUGUUAUUAACUUGCCCAACACACUGGUGAAGUUUUUUGAGGAAUUCAAAUUACAGAAGAACUAUGAAAUUAAUCUGCUCAUCAAAACGUUUUUGGGGCUAGUUGAAAUGAUGUUUGGGCUAGUAAAUGUUAGCUUCAGCCUGCCCCAAUUGGAAGCUGUAAGAAUGAGUUUCUUUGCACCCUGUUACUAAAAAUAAGUGUGGUAACCUUUUUAAACAAGAAAAGAUAAGAACUAGUUUAUUUCAUUUUCUUCUUUUUUUUUUCAUUAUUUCAAAGGGUGGACACCUCUUCAUGAAGCCUGUAACUAUGGUAACCUCAGAAUUGUACAGGAAUUAGUGUGGUCAGGUGCUGAUGUUAGUAUUCCAGGAUAUGAAGCCAUCACUCCUUUACAUGAUGCUGUCAUCAAUGAUCAUACCCAGGUUUGCUUACAAUGUGCAUUGUUGUUUCACCCCAUGAAAGGAAUCCAAGACAUGCAGUUUUAGAUUCUGGAUUCCAUGCCAUGGAUUCCAGACUCCAGGUACUGGAUUCCAGUCUUUGUAAAUGGAACUUGGAUUCUGGAUUCCAAAACACAGGAUUCCAGAUUCUGCAAGCAAAAUUUUUCUGAGUUCUGUUUUAAAUUUUUCUGAAAUGCUUUGGUUUUUAUAUUUAGACAUGUAUUGUUAAUAGGUUAUGUUUUGAGGUUCUGCUGGCAAUGUAACUUCCACCAUUCCUAAUUGGAUUGUCAGCAUGAGCAGGGGUUUCAAUAAAAAUUGAAGUAGCUAGCAGGUUUCAAUUGAAUAGAGUAACCGACCGUAUCGACAAGGGACCGUUAGUCCCUUUUUUCUAGGAGAGGGGAGGGGGGUCUGUGGGCGUGCUUCCCCAGAAAAGUUUGAAAUUUCAAAGCCCUAAAAUGCGAUUUUCGGCGUUCUGGGGACUCAAUUGAGGACAAGAGAGUACAUUCAAUUUUUUCAUUCAAGAAAAUGUAGCUUUCGUGCAACUUUCGAUUUAUCAGUCUCACAAUCAAUUCGGACAAUUCCUACCGGCAAUGAACAAAUGAAACUAAAUUACAUACUUUUCCGUGUAAACAAAUGCUGCGUAAACCUAUAAAGAAACUUGUGAAAAAUUGACUGAAAUACCGUAAAAUUCCGAAAAUAAGCCCAUCCAUGUAUAAGCCCCUCCAAAUAUAAGCCCCCCCAAACUCGUAACGCAAAAAACCCUCCGUUAAAUGGCACCUCCAAAUAUAAGCCCCCCGGGGGCUUGUACUUGGAAAUUGCCCUCAAAUACAAAGUAAAACAAAGCAAAAACGGUAAAUUUUCUUCCAACUAUAAGGCUAAUCCAAUCGAUUUUGAGACGCAAAUUUCCUUCCGUAGGUAAGCCUCUCCGAAUAUAAGCCCCUCCAAAAAUAAGCCCCUCAAAAAGGGCCUUUGAAAAAUAUUAGCCCCGGGGCUUAUUUUCGGGAUUUUACGGUAUAGCGUUCACAUGGCUAAAGCAUAACGUAAAACCACUCGGCCUUUAUGAAAACACGUCAUAACUACGUUUUCAUUCAGGUGUUAUGGUUUAUUUUUUGUUUACAACGUUAUUCAAACUAGUUGCUUCUUCUUUCCAAAAAGUAACCGACUUCUAUCAGCAAAGUAGCUGACGUGUUUUGUCGGCCGUCGGUGCUUAUUGAAACCUGUGCUUUGGGAUUGGCAAUUUGAAAAGGUAACUCCAGAAAGAAACAACUUAUGUAGUUGAUGUUCAAUUUUCCGUUCACAGGUUGUCAAGUUUCUUUUAGACAAUGGAGCAGAUCCAAAGAUGCAAACAUCCCACAAUUACAGCACCUUGGACCUGGCAAGAUCUGCAGAAGUUCGAAGCCUCUUAAGUUCGGAGCAAGGCACAAAGGAUUCUGAGACGACAAGGCUUCAAGAUUACCAUUAUCCACUGCCACAAGCCAAGGAAGUGGGCAAAGUGUCCGAAGAACAGUUUCAUGGAGAAAACAGGCCUUUAUUCCAAGAAAGCGUGUACAAUGAAACAUUUAAUAACUUUUUACCAGUUCAUGUAGAUGAAAGCAAUUUAUCCAAAGUCAUUCCUACUGAAGUUUCUCCUGAUAAAGAAACACUUACAUUUGUAAAACCGCGAGAUAGUGAAGUUAGUACUGAAAGUCAUUGGGAGGGAAAAGGUUUCACUGUAACGAAUCUGCAAGAAACUAGUCAACGUGAAAACAAAGGUGUUUUUGUUGUUGACAACAAAGAACCUUUAAGUCGCAAAGAAGCAGCCUCCAUUAUGCAGGUGUCAUUGAGAGAAACUGAAGAAGAGAGCACUGGUGUCAAUGGAGAUGGCGUGGCUUUGCUUUUUCAGCAAACACAGAUUUGCAGCAUGAAUUCUGAUGAGCUGAAGCUGAAUGGAAACACUGAAGUUGUAAACAGCAAGAACGUCACCAUGGCAACAUGUGUGAGUGGUUUACAAUCACAUAAUGUCGUCAGGGACACAGCAUCUGCCUUUACUGUUCCAAACACUUUUGAAGAAUCCAUUGCAACUGAAACACUUAUUCGGCUUCACGCGGGGAAAAGUUUUUCUACAGCACCUGGUCUCCCUGUGACUCAAGAGGUUGAAGAAGAUACACCAGCCCCUGAAAAAUUAAAUGAGUGCCUUGACAAGGCAAUCAUUGAGAUUUCCUCGUAUUUGGAAACCAGCAAAGAAAUACCUUAUUCUACUGACAAGAUUCUCAAACAGACUAGUACUAUGCCGACAGGAAACGAACCAACUUACACUGAAACAAGCCAAAGUAGUGAUUUGGAUGCUUCAGUGAAAGUUCCCGAAGAGAGCCCUCAAGCUCACCAUAUCCAUCGUCUUGGAUAUGAGCAACAUGCUACAAAUGCUUUGUCAAGUGAAGCUGCUAAGAAAUCUAAAGAAAAUGUUGCAGACAAUUCAUUUGAACAACAGUCAGUUGCAAAUUUCACAAGGAUAAAGCCAAGAAACGAAAAAAGAAAAGAGGUUAGUGGUGUCGAGAAAAACAUCAAGUCCAGCCGGAGAAAAAGAACAUCAACAAGGUCUUCUGAAAGCAAUCCUAGCUCAUCAGUUAAGGAAGAAUGUACAAGUCACAUCGCAAAUCCGAGUUGGAGAUCAGAGCUAGCUAAAUACAAGUAUAGCUGGCCAACGAUGCAACUGUGUGUUCCUGGCUAUGAGGAUUUCCUUAUAAACAGCAAGAACUGCCACAGAACAAAGAUUUCUUCAAAUGAGGUUAGUUGCUCCUUAUGUUUAUUCCAGAAAUGAAUCGGAAUUGGAUUGUAGAAUCCGUUCGCCGUUUCGCCUAAACUUCUGUUCGCUCGGUCUUAACUCGAUUCCCUCGAUGUGUAUUUGUGUUUUUCUCCAAACCUGAAGGAAUGGAAUAAACGUGGAAAUGUUGGAGAUUAAUAGCUUUUUGUAUUCAGGUGAUGUAUGUCAUUGGGCGAAUCUACGACUGGCGAAAUGACCACAACUGUCAUCAACUUGACGAAAUCGCAAUCCAAAAAAUCAGCCUGUCUAUAUUCUCCUGAUAGGCCCAAGAGACGUACGGGGAUGCGGCAAGACAAAAAAAAGAGCUCACAUCUUUCAAAAUGGUAGUUUCCUUUUUUUGUCUUAUCCUAGUACGUUUUUUGUGUCCCGGAGAAGCAAACAGGGCCCAUCUCACUUAACUCCGUCGCUUUUAAUCCAGUGUAAAACUAGCGGUAAAUUGUCAGACAUGCAGUCAGAAAGCUUACUAAAGUUUACUCAGCUAGAAGGGCGACCAUUUUUCCCAGGACAGCUUUUCUCCAUAUAAAAGGGGCUUUAGUAUCUUGUAUGCGUAAUUGACACUAUUAAGCCCCCCCCCCUCUCUAAUAAGCACUCCCCCUUUCCACAGGAGGAAAGUUAAUAAGCCACCGUCUCUAUUAAGUUCCCUUCCCCUCUCCUCCAUCCUUAUUCUUCACAAACAUUUAACGUGGACUGAUCAAUUAUGGUUUAUUCAGGCUGGAAGUUCAUAUUGUUUUUGGUCUUCAGCCGCGUGACCUCCAACUUCAUGUGCUUAACUUUUUCAACUUUACGCUCUAGUUCUCUGUGUAGGCUCCCACAAGUGAAUUAAAUACUGUUACCAGUGACUUAUAGAACACGUAAGUCUACCCUGUCUCUUACUACGGUAUUUUUGCUACCGGUGAUGCGUUUCGCUAAAUUAAAUAAGCGCCCCCCCCCCCCCAAAAAAAAAACUGCUUGAAAAAUAAAAGGCCCCCGGGGGGCUUAAUAGAGGAUUUAUGGUGCCUUUUGAAAGAAUGCGCAAUGUAAAUACUACACUGAAAAACGAUGAUGAUUUUUUUUUCAGCUCAACGAAAAAACGCCAAAAGAAAGACAGCUGGACCAGCUUGUCUCGCAGCACGACACGGAAAAGGUGAAAUUAUUGAUGAAUCGUGAAAAGGACGAUGCGUAAAAAUACCUCAGCCUGUUCCAGGUUCUUGUUCGCGCUUUAUUCAGCGGACCCGACUAUCUCGGAGCCUGCGGAGAGCAGACGUAUUUUCGGACGUCUGCUGUUCGCAGGCUAGCUAUCUCGGAGCCUGGAACAGGCUAGAAAAUAUUUGGCUGUUUUAUACGUUAGCAGCACGUACAAUGUACUAUGUAGUAGAAAUAAGGCGCGCUCAUAUUUCCUACAACCAUAACCUUGCAUGGUAUAAAACAGGUACCCUAAGCUCACGGGUGAGAAUCGUUGUUGCAUAACCAAGAAAUGUUAUGAGGGUUUGUAUGGAGAUUCAGCGAUCGUUAGGGGUCAAAAUUAGUUAUAGAAGUACAUCAGAAUUCCUUCCCUAGUCUAAAGUUAUGAUGUUUUCUUAGCAUUUUCCCGGGCGAUUCAAGCGAGUUUUAGUUCUGCCGUUGUUCGGUAACAGAGCUAAAACUUGCUGAAAUCGUCCUUUCUGUAUCGCGUGCAUCGUUUAUCCCGCGCCCCAUAUUUUUUAUACGUCAGCACGCAAGUUAAACAAUCCAUUUUUGGCAUCGCUUGUUCCUCAGGUUAAACUGCGCAUGACCCUAGAACAGGAGCUUGUUCGUUUGUUUGGGAACUUCACUCGAAAGAAAGCUGGAUACGCUGUACCAUACGGCGCAUGCACAGUGUUGACUUCGCAGAUGGGGUUGAAUGGAGUAAAGGUUCGUUAUAUUUGUUUUAUUUGUUAAAUGUUUGAAAUCAUAUUUAACUUGGUUCGUACAGGGUCUUGAAUUCUUGAAAACUCUUGAAAUUUGCAAAGCAAUUUUCCAGAUCUGGAGACAGGCUGGGAAAUAGAGAAAAAUUCUUGAAAAAUGGUAUAAAGGCUGGAUUUUUUGGUUAGUAAAUGAAGUUUUUUUCACCCUUAGUCAAACCUUAUUUAGUCUUCGUGCAGUGUGGUUGUUGCACGUUUGCAGUGCAUCAUAAAAAAAGCACAGUUCGAGCGUUUUUCAAGAUCUCUGUUGAUCACCUUUUUUGAUAAACUUGUGUCUGGAAAAGAAAUAUUUGUUUGAAAAAAUAAAAAGGCCUUGAUUUUGGAUUCAAAAAUCUGUACGAACUCUGUUAAAACUAUCGUGAGCAGCUACCUACUUGUAGUAAGGGCACUUCCUUUGUAGACAGCAUAUACCAUUUUUCAACCCUUUAAACCCUAAGAUCAAAUUUUAAAUUCUCAUCUGUUGCUCCUAUUCAUUUUCUACAUAAUUAAUUAGCAGAGGGAAAUGAUAAAAUAUCAAGCAAAUUCAUCUUGUGUGAUCAUGUCCGUAAUCCUCAUGGCAGAAAGAAAGUAUUGAUAUUACAAGGACAAAUUUGAUGCUGAUCACUCUUAGGGAUUAAUGGGUUGAGUGGUUUAUAUGUCCUUGCCUUACUUUUCAGAAAGCUAGGGUACAAGAGGAAGAACCUGCGUCAAUUAAAGCGGAAGUGGACAAGAUCCUGAGCAAAUUCAAGACGCUUAAGGUAUAUAAUAUUGUUUACUUUUGUCUGUCGCAUGGUGAGCUAAGUUUUCUUACCCUAAUAAUGCGUUCGAUGAUAGGGGAAGGCAGUUCAUAAUCUUAAGCAUCCUGUAUUAAUAAGCGGUGAUUUUUUUCUUCGUUGAACCUUUUCAUCGCUAUUUUGAAUCUUUGACCUAGUAACAUAUGGCCCUGUUUUUCUUCAAAACUUGCUUUUUAUAAUACCGUAACUGUACUAAUUUAAAAGGAGUUCUCUUUGUCAUGCUCAUGACUUUGACGGCGUAUGGCCUUAAGGAUUGGAUGACCCUUAAGGUGGACCUCCACUGUCGCAUAAUUAUGGACUUUACGACCAGACGACGCGACGGCAGCGAUAACGUCGCUUCAAAAUUGAACUUGCGUUCUUUCGGUCUUCAUCGCAAUUAUUCCAACUCACUUACGUGGUCAAAUGUAGGCGAACCCUCCUGGAGUUGAAUUUCUAAGAACCAUAUUCAAGUUUAGAGAGAGAAUAAAAUUUCGUCGUCGCUCGUUUACGUCCUUCCUAAAAAGUAAAAUCAGGCAAUUUCACGUCGUAGUCGUGCAAAAACGGCAAAGAAAUGUCCCAAAAAGUGAGAUGCUUGUGUAAAGCUGUUGUUUUGUCUUCUAAACCUAUUGUUAUUUUUGACGUUCUCUUUGCCGUCGCGUCGUCGGAUCAUAAAGUCUCUUGUCUAGUAUUAUGUGCGAGCGCACAUAAAAUUUACGCGCGUUCAUAAAAUAAAGGCAAUAUAUGAAAGGUGCGAGGAAAUGUAAAAGUUGAGGGCGGUUCAACUUUUACGUUUACACACAUGGCCUCUAUUUAAUUUACGCGUGUAAUAAUCACGCGACAGUUAAGUAAUCAAACCUUCAAACAAUCAAGUCGAACUUCGACUUGAAUAGCCAGAUAAAGUGGUGAUGUGUGCAUGUUGUUUUCUUUGACUUGCACGGCCAUUCAUUUUGGUUUUUUUGACGGCUUAGGGAGAGAUGUUAAGGCGUCAUCACAGGGAAAUUGAAACAGUCGUUGUCUUACAGGAUUUCUGGCCACAUGCAGAAGGUAAGCGUUGAGUUUAGGGUACAGUGGGUAUAGAAGUGUAUUUUUCCUUAACUAAAGGCUUCAUCUAAUUUCGCGUUAUAAUAUCAUUGCUUAAUUAAGCAUAAAGGGUCGUGGUCUUGACUGCAGGGCCUAAAAAGUGAAAAAUUCUGUAUGUUUGAAUUCAAAUAAAAUGUAAAUAUAUUUCAAACCUUAUAUUUUCAAUAGCCGUGAUAAAUUGUUUAACUAAAUUUGGAAAAAUGAGCAUAACGUCGAAACAGUGAACGUUGUGACGUGGAUUUUUGGUCGGUUCGUAGGCUAGAUUCGUCUUAAUCUCAGGGCGUUACAGUGAAUCAAUCUUAAUGAAAGUUUCAGACAUUAUUAUAUACAUCAUGAAGAUCGUUUGAUGAGGUUUAAAAACAAUUCUGUCGAGCCGUUUCAGAGAUAUACAGAGAAGCGCCAAAAGUCAAAAUUCAGAAUAAAGUUACAUGUUGGAUGGAACCUCUCCCCUGAGUUUUUGACAUGUUGCAGUAUUUUGAACCGAUUUUACCUUUAGUGGAAAGCCUUUGAUCUUCUUAACAAGAUGAAGUAUAUUUUGUGGGGUGGGGGGAGUGGCAAGUCCGCCACAUGAAAACGUGUACGUAGGAAAUCAGGAAAUCAUCAUUGAUAAAGCAUUUGCGUUUACCAAUAACUCAUCGUUUUUCAAAAUCUCCGUUUUUGGAUAUAGAAUCAACUCAGUCUGCAAAUAGCCCCAAUCUGAGGUUUUUUUUUUGGAAAAAUGCGUUUUCGGUGACCAUUUUCGCCGGAAACAGGGGAACAAAGUUAUAGAGUAUAUCUGUUUUCAUUUAAAAUGGGAACCUUGUCCACCGGGGCCAAAAAACAAUCCAGUUUGUACCGUUAUGAUGGCAUUCCCUAAUAGUACCGCUACGUGCGCUAUUAUUUAAAAACAAGCGGGGUUUUUCUUUGCCUAAGUCCAGCCGUCUUUUUUAUUGUAUAGAUUUAACUAUGGAGAGAAAAUUUUGGGCAAGAACGUGGCGAAAAGAUGACUCGCGGUCAUUUUAUGGCGAAGACUUUGAACUGAUACCUGGUAAAUUUGCUGAAUACUAUGAGGAAGUACUGUGCGCUCCUGACUAAGACAAAUUCCUCUAAGCUUUCCGUAGACUUUGAAUUACUUUGUUAUUUCAGACUUGAUAUUCACAAAAUACGCAUACAUUCGCCCUUUGGAAAUUUUCAAUAAAAAAUUUCAACCAGCAAUUUUCGCUAAAAUGUAACGGCUUUACGCGUGUGUUGCAAAUGAAUCCAUUCUAAGGUCUGGCUUAAGUGGCAUUCCACUUAAAGAAACAGAAGGGAACUUAUGUUAGUUCCGUGUAAGAUUUUCGAAAACGGUUAUUGUGAGAACUGACUGUAAACUCUGCGAAGAAUAAAGAUGAUCAUUUACAAU
Porites evermanni is the source of this 15132-nucleotide messenger RNA. Lineage: Eukaryota; Metazoa; Cnidaria; Anthozoa; Scleractinia; Poritidae. The record is from the annotation of a GenBank genome assembly.